AUGUCAAUUUUGUUAGUCUUGAACUCCCUGAUUUGCAUGGGUAUUUUCCUAUCUUCGUGUAUCAUUGCAACAGUGCUCCUAGUUCCGAUAAUGGCUAUGUCGCUGUUUUUCGCAACUGGUACCGUUGUCUGUGGAUUUUUCAGCAGCGCCCUAUUCAAGUUAGGACAGCGAAUCUAUUGCUCAGCAACAUUCUACAGCCGCCAGUCCCUCAGAUCCGUGGCAGACCAGAUUCCACUCUCCAACGGAAAGCAUGCACCUGCCUGUCAUGAGAGUCGCCCCAGUCUUUGGAUUUACAAUAAGCUUUCACAUCUCUUCCAAAGCAGAAAGUAUGCAGACUCGGAGCCAAUCAUCAUGAAAGCUAAAGACAGCCCUACUAUCGAUCUAAAAGUACUAAGUGUGCCCCACACUUGA
This is a messenger RNA of Lachancea dasiensis, 411 nucleotides long. The record is from the annotation of a GenBank genome assembly. NCBI's taxonomy places the organism in Eukaryota, Fungi, Ascomycota, Saccharomycetes, Saccharomycetales, Saccharomycetaceae.